This is a messenger RNA of Cheilinus undulatus (humphead wrasse), 4286 nucleotides long. RefSeq names its product RAB11 family interacting protein 4 (class II) b (gene rab11fip4b). The transcript has 14 exons. Gene Ontology annotation, biological process: regulation of cytokinesis; endocytic recycling. NCBI's taxonomy places the organism in Eukaryota, Metazoa, Chordata, Actinopteri, Labriformes, Labridae. Gene Ontology annotation, cellular component: cleavage furrow; midbody; endocytic vesicle. The record is from RefSeq and is a predicted model, not a curated record. Bases 321 to 2096 code for a protein of 591 amino acids.
GCCGGUGAAGCAGUCAGAGAGAGAGUGUGAGAUCCAGAGUCUGUGCUUGUGUUUCUGUGUGUGUGUUUGUGAGUGUGUGUGUCUGAUACAGAGAGAGAAAGAGAGAGAGAGGCAGCCGGUGCCGUGUUUUAAAGUGAACGAUACAUCCUGCCUCUCUUUGGAUUAUACCACUAACAGGGACUCACCCUUUGGACUAUCCCGGCGCUUCCUCCUCCUCCUCCUCUUGCCUUUGAAGGGAACACCUGUGUUGUGUGUGCAAUUUUCUCUGCGUGUGUGAGAGCACAGACAGCGGACUUAGCCCUGGUGAACGGGGAGAGUGGAUGACUUCAGUGGAUGAGGGCUUGGCUGGUGGAACGAGGGGGACUGCUGACCAUGGACUCCCCUCCUCACUAGUAAACGGGGGUGCUGAGGAGGAGCGGCUCUGUCCGGUCAUCAUGUGCACGCGGGCCUUUCCUGACCCCGUCCCUGAGUGCCAGCUGUUCCCGGGAGAGGUGGAAGAGCCUGAGGAGGAGGUGGCAGACGAAGGCAGGGAGAGGGAGUCAGACAGAGACAGUGCUGUGGAAAGCACCCAAGGGUCAGACACAUCAGACGGUCCCAUCAGACCAGGAGACAAGGAAGACGCACUGGGGGAUCUAUUUUUCCCUGGGGAGAAAUUGCUGUUUUUUUUACUCAGGAUUGGUCAGACCAGCAUCUCUGUGACUUCUGAUUUAUCGACACGUUCUUCAGCUUCUCUGAACGAGGAGCAGUUUGAAGACUACGGAGAGGGAGAGGAACCAGAUUACACUCCCAGCAGUCCCUGCCCUGACGACGAAACCCGUACAAACGGGUACUCUGACCUUGGCUCAUCUGUUCCCUCAAGUGCUGGUCAGACUCCUCGUAAGGUGCGUCAGCAUUACACCGGUGAACUGAUGGAUGUCUACUGUUCUCAGUGCAGCAAGAAGGUCAACCUGCUCAAUGACCUGGAAGCUCGGCUCAAGAACCUCAAGGCUAACAGCCCGAACAGGAAAAUCUCCAGCACUGCAUUUGGAAGGCAGCUUCUCCACAACAGCAACCUGAGCAGCAGUAACGGCAGCACAGAAGAUCUAUUUAGAGACAGCAUCGACUCCUGCGACAUCGACAUCAAUGAGAAGGUGAGCUCUUUGGAGAAGAAGGUGGCAGAACUUGAGAAUGAAAUUUUGAUGAACGGUGAUCUCAAGUCAAAGCUGAAGCAGGAGAACACACAACUAGUACACAGGGUUAAUGAGUUGGAGGAGCAGCUUAAGGAUCAGGAGACACGAGCAGAACAAAAUCUGCAGGCAGAGCUGAGGCGACACCGAGAGGCCUACAGCAAGAUGGAGAGGGACAAAAACACACAGAUAGAGCUGCUGACUGGCCGAGUAAAGAUGCUGGAGGAGGAGAACAACGACUUUGCAAUGAACAUGUGUCGACUCAAAUCACAGACAGAGAAACUGGAUGAGGAGAAGCAAAGGAUGACAGACAAGCUAGAGGACACCAGUCUGCGCCUGAAGGAUGAGAUGGACCUCUACAGGAAAAUGAUGGACAAGCUGAGACAGAACAGACACCAGUUCCAGAAAGAAAAGGAGGACAUGCAGGAGCUGAUAGAGGACUUGCGGCGAGAGCUGGAGCAUUUGCAGCUCUUCAAGCUGGAGGUAGAGCGGCCUGGACGCGGCCGCAGCUCUUCUUCCAGUCUGGCAGACUUCAACAGCAGGAGCAGGGAGGUGGAGUUGGAGCACGAGGUCAAGAGGCUCAAGCAGCCGUUUAUGUCCCAGGACUUUCUCCCCCCUGAAUUCCAGCACCUGGUGUUGUCUGGGGCUCGGCUCCGUCCUGGUCUGAUGGAGAACCAGAAGCUGAAGGAGCAGAAUGACGAGCUCAACGGUCAGAUCCUCAGCCUCAGCCUGUAUGAAGCUAAGACCCUGUUUGCCACACAGACCAAGGCCCAGUCUCUAGCUGCAGAGAUAGACAACGCUUCCAGAGAUCAGUUAAUGGAGGCCCUGAAAGAACAGGAAGAAAUAAACUUACGACUGCGACAGUACAUGGACAAAAUCAUCCUGUCUAUCCUGGACCACAACCCGUCCAUCCUGGAGAUCAAGAACUAGCAGUGAUUCAACUGGAAUGUGAAUCCCUCCAUGUGUCAGGAGAGAGGACCAUUCCAGUUGUGUGAACACAGCCCGAAUCAGGGUGCUUUACGGGGACGGCACAGAGUCUUAGAAACUGGAAAACAUGGACACCCAUCGCCCCCUGCUGUUUGUGGCGGGAAAAGAAAAACUUCUUUAAAAACUGGAAUUCUGCUGAACAAAAGGGAGCUUUUCUCGACUAGUGACUGUUUCUUUACUGCUGUGAAGUGUAGCUACUGUCCCACCUGGAACUAAUAUGACAGAUCUGGUGAUAUUAUUUCCCAGAAGCAUCCUGGGAACAUGCUUUGAGGAUCAGCAAAGAACUUGAUCUAGUACACUGGACUUAAAAACGGAAAGAGUGUGACAAACUAAUGUGGGUUCUACUGUAUCCUGAUGUAGUAUUAGCUGUGUUAUCUUCAGAAAAACAGCUCUGUUUGAGGGACAAACAUUUUACAUCAGAGAUCUGGCGAGCAGACUUCUAACCUGACUCUGACUCUCAGAGACAUGAAGGUAGAUAUGUCUUUUGUUGCCCGAUCCGUGGAUUUCCCAUAUUUUCACUGCUUUCAGGUGUUCUCUACAGAAUGUGUGAUGCAUUUAGACACAUUUUUAAGACGAGAAAAGAAAGUGCAAGGAGAAAGAAAACAGUGAGAACCUUUAUGAAACAAGAGAAGCAUAAGAGUCAAAAGUAGGGAAUAAAGUUUUCUCUAAAAGAAAGAGAUGAGUGUGAAAACGGACCAUGUACGCUUGCAAAGGAGGGUUUUAGUAAAGUCUGUGAUGGUCAAUUGAAGGUGAAGAGUUUGUAUAUUCUUGAGAACAUGUCUUCCAGUAAUCUUGCAACAGCACUUGCUGUCUCAAUCAGUCCAAUGUUAAUUUUUUUAUUUUGAUUAAACUGAGAAGUGGCCCUUAUUCGGUUCAGACGAGAAGUCGAGUGUCACUUUAUGGUACAGAAGCUGCAACCAAGGAGUGUCUUUAAACUGUAACUUCGAUAGUGGCUAUUUGCUAGCAAUGCCUUUGCUUUAAAAGCUACAUUGUUGCUAGCAAAAGGCCCAAUGAUGUUGCACAGAAAUGUAAGGAUAUGAAUGUACAGGAUGUGUGGUGGAUUUUAACAUGGUUUACUCAAUAAUCAUCCCUCUGUGCUCAGUGACGUCAUCUCAGAUAUUGUGUGUGAGCAUGCACAGGAGACUCACUUUUUGUUACAACAAAUGGGAUUAGCAAUCUCAUCAAAGUCUACAAAUUGUGUGGAAGUCCUGAUGGCUCUUUGAAACUCCCUGAUACUGUAAAUAUCAUGAAUGUACAUCUGGAUAUUUUACUUUCUGUGUGGCCAAAAAGCUUUUUGACUUGCAGAAAUGGGUUGAGAGACAUUGUAAUAGACAUGUACAGUAUUCAGUACUGUAAUGAAGAGGGGGACUAUUACAAUCUGCUGUUUUAUGUUGUUAUUCUAAACUUGAGUUUUGCUUCCUUGCACAAAAGAAAAAAGUUUUUGUUUCAUUUGCAUGGUUCACCUUUUCUUCUGUCUGUGCCUUUUGAGGACAUUUUUCCAGACGAUGUUGCUAAUGAUUGACAUAGUUUUUUGAAGCUACAUUUUAUGUCCAUGUCUGACAUAUUUUCUUGACUUGUAAAUGUUGUAAUUAUAUAGUGAGAAUUUGUAUUCAUGUGCCACUCAUCAGUCUUUUUCAGAUUGAUACUAUGAAAACUAUUUUAUACAGUUUUAUCAAGAAAGAACGUGUGAUUGCUUAGUUGUCCUUUAAGAAAAGACGCAUAGCACAACGCUUUGUAUGGUACACAGGGCAGGUUAGCAUUUUGGAAAUAUUUUUAAUUUUUUUAAAGCAUUGGGAAUGUUUUAUUGAAUUUCUCAGUUUUUUUGUUUGUCUCAGCAAGUCCACUGCUUUUCAGUUUGCUUCAAACUGGCUUUUUCUAUUGUUGUAAACUGUCUUCCUAACAUAAAUGGUAAGCAUUAUGAGCAAUAUUAACUUAUUUAACAAUUCCUGCUGAUUUGUGUCUUGUUUUUCCUCACAAAUCUUUUCACUCUAGCUGGAUGGAAGGAAAUAAACAGUACAUUAAGCUGUAAAAUUGUCACAAACUUGUUUCUUGUAGCUCUUAAAAUUGAUUUAUUAGGGCUUUUCAAUGUGAUGUAGUCACCAUAAAUAGCAAUAAAAGUGGCUUUGGCAGUGA